Caenorhabditis remanei is the source of this 915-nucleotide messenger RNA. RefSeq lists its product as uncharacterized. NCBI's taxonomy places the organism in Eukaryota, Metazoa, Nematoda, Chromadorea, Rhabditida, Rhabditidae. Bases 1 to 915 code for a protein of 304 amino acids. The record is from RefSeq and is a predicted model, not a curated record. The transcript is spliced from 6 exons.
AUGUUGACUGAAAACUUCCAUAUAAAAGGUGCUCAGAUUAUGUUAUUCGUGAAAAGUUGUUCUUCGUCGAAAUACCGUGAGAUCUUGGGAGCCCCAGCUCUCUACUUCUUGUUCUGUCUCCCGUUUUGCUACACCGCUUUCAAAAAGAACCAACAUGCUUAUUCAGAAAGUCCAUUCCGCCCACUGAUCGUGUUUGCCUACCGUACCAUCAUGUAUUUGUACACCGCGCUUUUUGUGGUUAUCUUUAUCGCCGUAGUCAUCCGAGGAGUUACAAGUUUCUAUCUCUCAUUCUUUUUAAUCGCCUUGCUCGUUGGCCCUUUUAUUAUUCUCCUCAACUGGUUCAGUGCAUCAUACCAGCUUACUAUUUCUAUAAUUUACAUCCAUAGAGUUAUAAAUAGUCAUCGUUCCUUACAACUCCGCAAGCAACUGUCCCAUCGCCAAGUACAGGUUUUGACAUAUGGGAUCUUUGGCUUAAUAGUCUUAAAGGACUUUGAAACGAGUCGUCGAGUGGCAGCUGUUUCAAAGGCCGGAAAUCUUGAUACCUUUGAAACUCCCGUAAUGUAUUACAAGAUCACCUACAUUGUCCAUCAAGUAUUUGUAUUCAUUGCGAUGGCCUGCCAACUUUGUAUCAAGGAAUCAGCGAGCUCUCGUUCUGAAAAUGUCAUUGCAACCCACACGAAAUAUAUUGGUGCUAUCAAACUUGGCCUAGGUAUUAUAUAUGCUGUUCGUCCACUUUUCGAAUACAAUGAGUUUUGGGCCUCCACAUUAUUCUUUGCAAUCGACUUCUUCCUUGUUCCCGUGGUUAUUCAAAUGACUGAAAUCACAAAUGCAGCUCCAAAUGUAAUUACUACUGUUCCUAUCUCUCUUCCGGUUAUUGAUGUUCAGAAAAUUAAUUUUGAUUUUAACUUGAAUUGA